Messenger RNA from Panicum hallii, 1940 nucleotides. RefSeq lists its product as uncharacterized. Lineage: Eukaryota; Viridiplantae; Streptophyta; Magnoliopsida; Poales; Poaceae. The record is from RefSeq and is a predicted model, not a curated record. The coding region runs from base 386 to 1675 and encodes 429 amino acids. Gene Ontology annotation, cellular component: cytoplasm. The transcript has 8 exons.
UUUACAGGCGGAGAGAGAGAAGGGGAGGGGAAGCGGGGGAAGCCGCGCCGCAGUCUCUCUCGCAGCGGCAGAAGCUGCUGCCCUGCCCCUGCUGCGGCCGUCGCGUGCAGCGUGCGCCCGCCCCCCCUUCUCUUUUGCUCGCCUCUGCCGCCUGCCCGCCUGCCUCCGCUUCCUUUCCUCCCCCACCCGCCCCGAGGAAAAACCAUUUUUAAAAAUCACUCCCACCUCGCCUCGCCCGCUGCGACAGCGCAUACGGCCCCCCUCCCCGCUGCUGCGUACACCGUAUGUAUCUACGGUGACGGCGGGGGGCGCCAGUGCGGGAGCGGGCGGAGCCAGGGUUUCGUCUCCGGCGGCGGCAGCGGCGGGGGCGGCGGAUCUGGGAGGGAUGGGGAACCGGAUAGGCGGGAGGCGGAAGGCGGGGGUGGAGGAGCGGUUCACGCGCCCGCAAGGGCUCUACGAGCACAGGGACAUCGACCAGAAGAAGCUGCGCAAGCUGAUCCUCGAGGCCAAGCUCGCGCCCUGCUACCCGGGCGCCGACGACGCCGCGGCCGGCGGAGGGGACCUCGAGGAGUGCCCCAUCUGCUUCCUGUACUAUCCAAGCCUCAACCGUUCAAAAUGUUGCUCAAAGGGGAUAUGUACAGAGUGCUUUCUUCAAAUGAAACCAACUCAUAAUGCCCGACCUACACAAUGCCCAUUCUGCAAAACGCCCAAUUAUGCUGUGGAGUACCGUGGUGUGAAAACAAAGGAGGAAAGGAGCAUAGAGCAGUUUGAAGAGCAGAAAGUCAUAGAAGCACAGUUGAGGAUACGCCAGAAAGAAAUUCAAGAUGAAGAGGCUAAAAUGAAAAGAAAACAGAGCAGGUGUUCUUCUAGCAGGACUGUAACCCCAACUAAAGAAGUGGAGUAUCGAGAUAUUUGCAGCACAUCCUUUUCAGUGCCAUCAUAUCAGUGUUCUGACCAAGGAACUGAAUGCUGCUCAUCUGAACCUUCAUGCUCUAACCAGACUAGCAUGCGGCCUUUCCAUUCUAGGCAUAACCGCGAUGAUAACGUUGACAUGAAUCUGGAGGAUAUGAUGGUUAUGGAAGCGAUUUGGCGUUCCAUUCAGCAGGAACAAGGACAUCUAGUGAAUCCUGUUUGUGGCAGCUACUUUCCUGUAAUUGAGCCACAGACACGUGAAAGGCAGGCAUUCCUUCCAGCUGCUCCAAUGGAAAUGCCUCAUCCUGGUGGGUAUUCCUGUGCGGUUGCGGCUUUGGCUGAGCACCACGCACCCAGCAUGGAUUUCUCUUACAUGGCUGGCAGUAGCACAUUCCCAGUCUAUGACAUGAUCCGCCGACCAUGCAACAUCUCCGGUGGAAGCAUGUGCGCUGUCGAGAACAGUUCACUAGACACCUGGAGUGGGAUCGCACCAAGCUGCAGCAGAGAAGUUGUACGAGAGGAGGGGGAGUGCUCAACCGACCACUGGUCGGAGGGCGCGGAGGCAGGGACAAGCUAUGCCGGUUCGGACAUCAUGGCAGACGCAGGGACCAUGCAACCAUUGCCUUUCGCCGAGAACUUCGCCAUGGCUCCGAGCCACUUCCGUCCGGAUAGCAUCGAGGAGCAGAUGAUGUUCUCCAUGGCCGUGUCUCUAACAGAUGCUCAUCAUGGUAGGGCGCACGCGCAAGGGAUGGCAUGGUUGUAAGUUGUAACUCUAAUUUUGACGCUUCACUGCCUGCCCCUUUCAGUUGCGCUGCCAUUCGGCCUGCCCCCUCCAGCCUCUGCUUCUUUUUUGCCACCUCUUUUGGCAUCCUGUUCUUUUGUUUUUUUCUUUCUUUCUUUUUGCAUGUGUUGCUUCAUGGCUUGAUAUAGAUCUUGCUAUAGUCGUCCAUUGUCAUUGCUUAUAUGUAUGUAAAAUGGAAUAUGUGGAAAUAGAAAAAGAAAAUGGGUCAAAAGUUGUUUUGCCGGUA